This is a messenger RNA of Drosophila innubila, 1003 nucleotides long. Its product is annotated as probable serine hydrolase. The record is from RefSeq and is a predicted model, not a curated record. The transcript has 2 exons. Bases 1 to 960 code for a protein of 319 amino acids. Lineage: Eukaryota; Metazoa; Arthropoda; Insecta; Diptera; Drosophilidae.
AUGGGAACUUUGUCAUUGAACGACUAUGAGGAUGUGAGCAUCUGGGUUCCCUGGGGUCACAUUGCGGGUCGUUGGUAUGGCAACCGAAAGGAGAGACCUAUUUUGGCCAUACAUGGCUUUCUGGAUAAUCUGGGCAGCUAUGAUAGACUGAUUCCUCUGUUGCCGGACUAUCUGGGAGUGCUCUGCAUCGAUCUACCUGGACAUGGAUACUCUUCUCCUUUGCCACCGGGCAUUCACUAUGACUUCUUUGAUUCAGCCUUUCUUAUAGCCAGGAUAAUGAAAGAGUUCAAAUGGUCAAAGGUCUCCUUGAUGGGUCAUUCAUUCGGCGCCUUGCUUGGCUUUAUUUACACCUCCCUCGCACCGCACACAGUGGACCUUGUCAUCUCAAUUGAGGCAGUUCUCAGCCCCAUGGAGACCCCGGACUUUACGGAGACAAAAAAGUUACGUAUUGAAAAGUAUCUCGAGGAAGAAGAACGUAAUGCAAGUGCUAUAAUCUAUGAGCCAACUUCCUACACGCUAGAAAGCCUCACCGAUUUUGUUAGUAAAAUUACCUUUCAGUCUGUGCCGAAGGAAUUUGCCCAUCAUCUGCUUAAACGAACUAUUUGCAAGUCGCGAUUGUAUCCGAAUAAGUUCUAUAUCGCAAAGGACAAUCGCGUAAAGUAUUUCAAUGAGUUACUGUUCGGUCCGGAAUUUGGAGCAGAGAUGGCUCGUCGCAUUGGGAAGAAACCCUUCCUCAUCAUCAAAGGCUGCGAUUCGCCUUUUAUAACCGAACAGAGCAAUGAAAUUAUAUCCAUUCUAGGUUAUCAAAAUCCUCAAUUUGAAUUUCAUGAAGUGUCUGGUCUACACCACGUACAUCUCUCCAAUGCCACAGAGUGUGCCAAGUACAUAAAUCCCUUUCUAAAUCAACAUCGAGCAAAUUCUGAAGAGAAGGCAUUUUCAAGAAAGUCACACAAAUUAUAGACGGAAAAAAGAAGACAUUUCUUAGCAUAAUAAAACUAAAAAU